Molecule: messenger RNA, 1003 nt
Organism: Phlebotomus papatasi
Lineage: Eukaryota; Metazoa; Arthropoda; Insecta; Diptera; Psychodidae
Product: NIF3-like protein 1
Exons: 1
Coding region: 88-954 (288 amino acids)
Cellular component (GO): cytoplasm; mitochondrion
Source: RefSeq, a predicted model, not a curated record
UUGUUUUUAUUCAUCUUGCAUUGAGGCAGGGACAGACGAGUUGACCUAACCUCAAUUUCUGGAAGUCAGAGUUUCUGCAGGUUCUGCAUGAGUUUUGUUGGGAAGAUUUCUGGUCAGAUUAGGAAGAUGAGUACUGGAGGAUACCCAAGUCUGCCUAAAGUGCUCGAGGUGUUGAGAACUUUUGCCCCGGAAACCCUGGCUGAGCCCUGGGAUAAUGUAGGACUUUUGGUGGAGCCGGCAACACCGAAACCUGUCUCUGGAGUUCUCCUGACGAAUGAUCUGACGGAGGAGGUUCUUCAGGAAGCUGUGAAAUUGAGAGCUGACUUGGUAAUAUCCUACCAUCCUCCUCUGUUUGAGCCUCUUAAGAGGAUAACUCAAGCUUCUUGGAAGGAACGGAUCGUUGCGACUUGCUUGGAGCGUGGGAUUGCUGUCUACUCACCCCACACGGCCUGGGACAGUGUCCGGGGAGGAGUCAACGACUGCCUGGGUAAGUUUCUAUCUGAAAAGUAUGACAAAGGGGAGCCAAUAGUUCCCAACAAAGAUCGCCCGGAUUGUGGCGCUGGGAGAAUCUAUCAGUCUCUUGAGGAUGGUGGGAUGUCAGUUUCUGAGAUAAUAGCCAAGUUGAAGCUUCACAUUUCCACUCCUGACCAGAAAAUCCCUGUCGCUCUGGUCCAUCCACUGACUCACAAGGUGAAGUCUGUGGCUCUGUGCGCGGGAUCAGGAUGGAGUGUGCUCAAAGGGCAGAAAGCUGAGUUGUUUAUCACGGGUGAGAUGUCUCAUCACUCCAUCCUGGAUGCCAAUCACUCAGGCUCCAGCGUACUUCUGACAAAUCACAGCAAUUCUGAGAGAAUGUUUCUUCCAACGGCCAAGGCCUACUUGGAAUCGCACCUGGAAGGGGUUUCUGUGAACAUUUCUUCAGUUGAUAGGGAUCCUCUCAGUCUUGAUACAAUUUGAAUUAUUAAAAAUACAUUUAUUUACUCAAUUAAUCACAUAUAAAAUGUUA